Messenger RNA from Myotis davidii, 400 nucleotides. Its product is annotated as putative V-set and immunoglobulin domain-containing-like protein IGHV4OR15-8. Lineage: Eukaryota; Metazoa; Chordata; Mammalia; Chiroptera; Vespertilionidae. The record is from RefSeq and is a predicted model, not a curated record. Gene Ontology annotation, biological process: B cell receptor signaling pathway; phagocytosis, engulfment; positive regulation of B cell activation. Gene Ontology annotation, molecular function: immunoglobulin receptor binding; antigen binding. The annotation marks the transcript as partial. The transcript is spliced from 2 exons. Gene Ontology annotation, cellular component: immunoglobulin complex, circulating; blood microparticle; external side of plasma membrane.
GGAGGAGCACAUCACCUGCAAGAGCAUGACUCCCAUGUGGCUCUUCCUCUUCCUGCUGUCAGCUCCCAGAUGUGUCCUGUCCCAGGUGCAGCUGCAGCAGUGGGGCACGGAACUGGUGAAGCCCUCAGAGACCCUCUCCCUCACCUGCGCUGUCUCUGGUCACUCCAUCACCAGUGCUUCCUGCUGGCAUUGGAUCCGCCAGGCCCAGGGAAAGGGGCUGGAGUGGAUGGGGCGCAUAUGUAGUGAUGGGAGCACUAACUACAACCCCUCCCUCAAGAGUCGAACCUCCAUCUCCAGAGACACUUCCAAGAACCAGUUCUCCCUUCAGCUGAGCUCCGUGACCACCGAGGACACAGCCAUGUAUUACGGUGCAAGAGACACAGUGAGGGGAAGUCAGUGU